This is a messenger RNA of Pararge aegeria (speckled wood butterfly), 935 nucleotides long. RefSeq lists its product as uncharacterized. Gene Ontology annotation, biological process: cell-matrix adhesion. Lineage: Eukaryota; Metazoa; Arthropoda; Insecta; Lepidoptera; Nymphalidae. Gene Ontology annotation, cellular component: cell surface. The record is from RefSeq and is a predicted model, not a curated record. Bases 26 to 760 code for a protein of 244 amino acids. The transcript has a single exon.
UGCACGCGUUACCACCGAUAAAAUAAUGUUUUAUCUAUUCAGAAUUAUAUUGAUCGCAAAAUUGGCUUUCAGUCUCAUGUGUCCGGACAUAAUCGAACUGCCCGAGGAUCAACAACUUAAUAUAGAUGAACUGCAAACUGUACCACCUAAUGAACUGGUUGAUUGCCUAUCCCAUUUGGCCAGAUAUGAAAUGGCGAUCGACGAAGCUGAAUUCAUAUGGCACUCGAUUGUGCAAUUCUUUAAUGGCAUUAUAAACAUUCCGGAAAAAGUGCUUGGCGAACUCAAAUUCGUGUCUAUAGCAGUACUGCCGGAAGACUAUAACAAUAUAGUCAUGGGUAAUGUUGAUGUUAUAAGCAACUUUGGAUUUCACUAUGGUUUAUCUGACGAGCAACUUGACGCUAUAGCUGCACGUGUUUGGGAAGAUUUUGGAUCAAAACAACCAGAAGAUUACACUUUCUACGAUUUGGCAGCUUUGAGACAAAUUCUUUGCGCGUAUAACAGAAGUGAUAUAGAGAGGAUUCAUCCUAAAGCGUAUAAAGAAGCAGCCGGUAUCAUAGGAAACUUGAAGAAUUGCAAUACUAACGUUCUGCGGGGCUUCGGUAAAUUGGCUAUUCAGGAAGAUGCUUUCGGCUCCCCAGCUUUUUGGACGAAUGCAACAGUGCAAUUGGUUGGCGCAGUGGUCGAUUAUUUGCCUGAUGAAGCCGGCAAUAUACUGAAAAUUAGGCUGAAUGAUAAUUUUUGGGAUGAUGCAAAUAUUUAAACUAACUUGCAGUGGUAGACUGCAUUUUAGACAACGUAGUUGUAGAAAAGUAGUAGAUUAUUGCAGUGGUAGACUGCAUUUUAGAUGAAGUGGCGGUAGUAGUAGUAGUAGAAGAUUUAGAAUCUUAUUUAUUGAUGUAGAAGUUAGUUCAUUGAAAUAAAUGAUUGAAGAUUGG